Messenger RNA from Onychomys torridus (southern grasshopper mouse), 2200 nucleotides. RefSeq names its product protein kinase AMP-activated non-catalytic subunit gamma 2 (gene Prkag2). The transcript is spliced from 14 exons. The record is from RefSeq and is a predicted model, not a curated record. The coding region runs from base 183 to 1514 and encodes 443 amino acids. NCBI's taxonomy places the organism in Eukaryota, Metazoa, Chordata, Mammalia, Rodentia, Cricetidae.
AGGCUGGGGCUGAGUUUGACUGCCUCACAGAGCAGUGGUGAGCUGUGACUCCCAGGUGUCCUGCACCUGCCUGCUGAUGCUGCUCCCCUUCUGGUGAACCCCUCUUCCUCAGCUGAGGCUCAUGCUGGUUCUUCAAGUCCUGAUAUGUUCACCUGUCACUGCUUCUGUGGCCACAGUGACUCAUGAAGCGCUUUGGAAGUCUGAGGGGCAACAAGAAACCCAAGGACCCAAACCGAAGCACCCAGCGACGCCAGUCGGAACCCCACGGUCUUUUUGCCUCCAGCGUCUCCUCUUCUCCGUCAACACCCACCCAAGUGACCAAGCCGCACCCAUUUCCCCUGGAGUCAUACAAGCAGGAGCCUGAACGCCUGGAAAACCGCAUCUGUGCUUCUUCAUCCCCACCGGACACCGGCCAGCGCUUCUGCCUGGCCUUUCAGAGUCCAGUGCGCCAGCCACUGGCGUCCCCCACAUACCAUGCUCCUCUAAGAACCGCGGCGCUGGCGGCGGACCCGGGACCCGCGGAAGCCGGCAUGCUGGAGAAGCUGGAGUUCCAGGAGGAAGCAGAAGACUCAGAAAGUGGCGUUUAUAUGCGAUUCAUGAGGUCACAUAAGUGUUAUGACAUCGUUCCAACCAGUUCAAAGCUUGUUGUCUUCGACACUACAUUGCAAGUUAAAAAGGCCUUCUUUGCCUUAGUAGCCAACGGAGUCCGCGCAGCGCCUCUGUGGGAAAGUAAAAAGCAGAGCUUUGUAGGGAUGCUCACUAUUACAGACUUCAUAAAUAUACUACACAGAUACUAUAAAUCACCUAUGGUACAGAUUUAUGAAUUAGAGGAACAUAAGAUUGAAACGUGGAGGGAGUUAUACUUACAAGAAACCUUCAAGCCUUUGGUGAAUAUCUCUCCAGAUGCCAGCCUCUUCGAUGCUGUAUACUCGUUGAUCAAAAAUAAAAUCCACAGAUUGCCAGUUAUUGACCCUAUCAGUGGGAAUGCACUUUAUAUACUUACCCACAAAAGAAUCCUCAAGUUCCUCCAGCUUUUUAUGUCUGAUAUGCCAAAGCCUGCCUUCAUGAAGCAGAACCUGGAUGAACUUGGAAUAGGAACGUACCACAAUAUUGCCUUCAUUCACCCAGACACUCCUAUCAUCAAAGCCUUGAACAUCUUUGUGGAGAGACGGAUAUCAGCACUGCCUGUGGUGGAUGAGUCAGGAAAAGUUGUAGAUAUUUAUUCCAAGUUUGAUGUAAUUAACCUUGCUGCUGAGAAAACAUAUAAUAACCUAGACAUCACGGUGACCCAGGCCCUGCAGCACCGCUCCCAGUACUUUGAGGGCGUGGUGAAGUGCAAUAAGCUGGAAACACUGGAGACCAUCGUGGACAGAAUAGUAAGAGCCGAGGUCCAUCGGCUGGUGGUAGUGAAUGAAGCAGAUAGUAUUGUGGGUAUUAUCUCCCUGUCAGACAUCCUGCAAGCCCUGAUCCUCACACCAGCAGGUGCCAAACAGAAGGAGACAGAGGCCGAAUGACCACCGUGAAUGUAGACACCCUCACAGGAGAACUUGAACAAAGUCUCGGGGUCACGUUUUGCCUCAUGAACACUGGCUGCAAUAGAAGAAAAUAAAAUGGCUAAGAAUGUAUAUCAGGGUUUGGCGAUGGGUAUUUUUCCAGUGAUUUGUAAGCAUAGGAAAAGAUUUUAUGUGCUUGAAGAUUCAGGCUUACAUUCAAAGACUGUCCUCAGACCCCCGUCCGAGGGAUUUUCCAUGCUGUAUGUCAUUAAAGUGCACUGUGUCCUGAAAUUAGUACUACUUUUCAUUUCAAAGAAGUCACUGGGAUGGAACGGGUGACCGAAAGUGAGUGAACGGCACGUCCAGAUCACGGUGCCUUAUGUCCAAACAUGCAAUAUGUCACCGCCGCUGCCGCACGCCCCAAAGUGCUGCUGAAGAGACAGCCAGCCCGAAUGUGAACAUCUUCAAACCUUUUACCCAAUCUCUCUCUUUUCAUUUGAUUUGUCGAAAAGUUGUAAUUUGAACGUAGGCAACUGAAAACUUCAGGAGACGGUUCCGAGUGCUGUGUGCCCCGCUCUGGCUGCUGUGUCAGCGAGGCUGGCCUGGCGACAACAGUUUAUUUAUUUUCACUCUCAUGAAGUUUUUUACACAUCUUCUGGUGAAUGGAUUCACCAAACCUAUGAAUAAAAUCUUGGUUGUUCUCUUAA